Messenger RNA from Malania oleifera, 1305 nucleotides. RefSeq names its product B2 protein. Gene Ontology annotation, biological process: response to endoplasmic reticulum stress. NCBI's taxonomy places the organism in Eukaryota, Viridiplantae, Streptophyta, Magnoliopsida, Santalales, Ximeniaceae. The coding region runs from base 51 to 953 and encodes 300 amino acids. The record is from RefSeq and is a predicted model, not a curated record. The transcript has 6 exons.
UACUCCUCCUCUACAGCGGCUCGCGGCCUAGGCGAAAAAGGUUUUCCAAGAUGGAAAACAUUCAUAGCUUUUGGCAAUUGGGCGAUGAACUUCGGGGGCAAACCAAAGUUUCCGAGGAUCACAAGUGGUUAAUGGCUGCAUCUAAACUGGCUGAGCAGACAAGGUCAAAGGGCGAACGGAUGAAUAAUCUUGUUCUUUCAAAGGGACAGGCUGAAACAAGGCCAAGGGACAAAACUGGAUUUCAAGAAGAUAACAAAUUUGAAAGCCUCAACUUCAAUUUUUUGAGCUUGGACUCUAAAAUGAAUGAGAAUGUAAGCAAAAGUUCUUUCAGGAAUGGAAUGUACAAUGUGAAUGCAGUUUACCAAAAAAGCAAUGGAAACGGUUUGGGAAAUUUGGUUAGUAGCAAGUAUAGUGGCAAUAAUCACAGCAACAAAGAGCCCAACAACAACAGCAAUAACAACAACAAUGAAAACUCCAGUACAAACAAUGCAAUUGACAAAAGGUUCAAGACUUUGCCUGCUGCAGAGACACUCCCAAGGAAUGAGGUGCUGGGAGGCUACAUCUUUGUGUGCAACAAUGACACAAUGCAGGAAGAUCUGAAACGACAACUAUUUGGCCUGCCACCGAGGUAUAGAGAUUCUGUUCGGGCAAUAACACCAGGAUUACCUCUCUUUCUCUACAACUAUACAACGCACCAAUUGCAUGGCAUUUUUGAGGCAGCCAGUUUUGGGGGUUCUAACAUUGACCCAACUGCUUGGGAAGAUAAAAAAUGUAAAGGUGAAUCAAGGUUUCCUGCACAGGUAAGGAUUUGCGUGAGGAAACUCUGCAAGGCAUUGGAAGAAGAUGCUUUUAGGCCGGUGUUGCACCACUAUGAUGGUCCAAAGUUUCGUCUUGAACUGUCAGUCCCAGAGACCCUGGACUUGCUAGACCUGUGUGAGCAGGCAGGCGUAUGAAGCCCGGUCACUGGAAGCAUCAGCUAGCUGUUUCUAGCCAAAGAAGUAGAUGCUAGCAAUGGAAAGCAGAUGUGGUAGUCCUGUGGUGCGUUAUCAGCUGUGCGAACGGUCUCUGCCCCGAGGAUGCAAGUCCUGGUUGGGCGAGAAAAGUUUGAAAUGUGUGUGAGCCAAGCUGAAUAAAUGUGUUGUUAUCUUUGUGAAGAUAUAUAUAUUUGUAAUGUGUAUGUUAUUUAGCAUUAUAAUCUUUCUAUAGCCGAGGCCUGCGAAUCUCAAUGGAGAAAGAGAACAACAAAAUUAUAAUGUUAAAAAGCCCUCAAAGCUCAAGGCUUUGAUGUGUUUCUGUCUGUGCAAA